Dothidotthia symphoricarpi CBS 119687 is the source of this 1137-nucleotide messenger RNA. Its product is annotated as RCC1/BLIP-II. Bases 1 to 1098 code for a protein of 365 amino acids. The transcript has a single exon. Gene Ontology annotation, cellular component: cytoplasm. The record is from RefSeq and is a predicted model, not a curated record. Gene Ontology annotation, molecular function: guanyl-nucleotide exchange factor activity. NCBI's taxonomy places the organism in Eukaryota, Fungi, Ascomycota, Dothideomycetes, Pleosporales, Dothidotthiaceae.
AUGGCCUACCAUCUUUAUGUGUUUGGCAGCAACGGCGAGGGCCAACUUGGCAUUCCUCCUCAGGACAUUGUUAGGUCACCUACACGAACCAGUAAUCCUCCUCCAAUAGAGGUCCUAAAAUCUAUUCAUGGUGGUGACAACCACACCCUCCUGUUGACCAAAGAUGGCUUUAUGUACGGAGUGGGGGACAAUCGAAAACAGCAGCUCGAUCCCGAUUCAGAGAAAGAUCACCUUGAGCACUUCGUAAAUCUAACACCUACUGCCAUCUCUCUUGGCGCCGCAACCUGCGAAUCGACAGCCUAUAUCUCCAACAGCAACUCGUCACCUACAAGCGAGCUCCAUACUUAUGGAUCAGGACAAUGGGGAGAACUAGGAUGCGGAGAUGACGUUGUAAAUCUAUCGAUCAACCAUCAACCCCGAUCACGAUGCGUCGCCACACUGCCAGAUUGGACAAUAAACUUCGCAGCUGGCGUAUGGCACUAUGUUGCUGUUCUUUCAGAUGGAUCAGUUUACGGCUGGGGAAAAGCACGCCUAGGCCAACUAGGCGACAGACUCUCCAGCAAAGUCACGGUACCGACUAAGAUUGAGGGUAUUCCCUUUCGACCCGCGAAGGUCGUCUGCGGGAAAGACUUUACCUACUUUGCCAGCGACCCGGUCUCAGGCAAACAUAUUAUCCUUGGAAGAGAUAAGUUCAGCCUCAUUUCUUCCAUGCCUGAGCAUAUCAAGUGCUGGAAAGAUAUUGGCGCAACCUGGCACGCGGUGUUCGUCCUCUUCGAUGACGGACGACUCACUGCAUGGGGUAAGGAGAACAUGUGGAAACUCAUCCCCCCGAAUUUACCUCCUAUUCAAAAGAUCACAGUAGGUUCCGAUCACGUUCUAGCGGUGACGACAAACGGCAAACUAAUUUCAUGGGGCUGGGGUAAACAUGGAAAUUGCGGUGACUUGAGGGGUAUGCAAGAGAAAAUGAAAAACGACAUGGUGAGCGGUUUUUGGAACGAGAUCAGCCUUCCGGGAGAAGUAUGUACGAUUGGAGCUGGGUAUUGUACGAGCUUCGUCGUCACGAAAGUCGAUGAAGAGGACUCUGGAACGCAUGAGUAAAUCUUGGGAAAGGAAGGUACUCAAAUUUCUCAAUCACCA